AAUGUCGCAACGCGAAUGGCCAGCAAGCUCAGCUUUUCGUUCGAGAAUCGAUUUCUACCAACGCGAUACGCGCCUGACAAGAGCUUUCGCUCAGUGUUCAACAUGUCCGACGAAGAGCAGGAUAUUCGUAUACCAUAUUCGUCUCCUGAGAACGCGUCUUUCACUACCGCGAGCGAUUCGUUGCUGAACACGUGCCUGACGCCGAGUGAAUGUAGCGACAUUGUUCAGAAGGAAGCUGAAAAGUCGUGCUACUUCACGCCGUCAUCCGGAUCCAAGAGGUUCCUACAGUGGAGACAGAUGGACCAUCGUUCUCCGAGGGAUUCUCCGUUCUGCACGGCCGUGCUGAAAACGAUGUUGGCCAACGAGAGCACGUCGAGAACGUCACCGUGCGACGAAUCGUUGGUCAGGCAAAUAGACAUGCUCAACUUGUCCUCGCCGGGAUCUCCACGCGCGUCUGCGACGCCUACGAAGGCGGACACGACCCUGACGAACCUGGAAAGCAUCCCUGAGAGAAGAGAAGACAUCCGUGAAGAUCCGCCAGCGCGAUUUUCGCCCACGAAAUACACGAGGAUGGAUGCGGAGAAACCGCGGAUUGUCGACCGCGACGAAAUCUCGGCGAAGGACAAGACGAAGGACGAGUUGACAUCCGAUUACUCGACCAUGGAGUCGAACAACGUCGACUCGGACAACGACGGUUCGUCGUCGAAGGUGACGUCCGACAGUUCGAUCGAUCAGCUUCCGCCGCGAGAGACGAAACAAAGCGACCGCCCGUGCCGAGAGAACGCGAUCGUCGGUUUCGCAGAACCGACGACAAAGGGAGCUCGUAAUCCUAUGAAUGCGAAAUCGACUCGCAUAGCCGAUCACUCGGCGACCUCGUCCGGCAAGCCGAGCUUUAUUGGGGACGGCGAGGUGUUCGAAAAUGACACGUUCGACGAUCUAUACAGCCGUAACGUCGAAUUGGCGCAGAAUUACGUAGAGCAAAUGAUGGCCAAGGAGCAGGAAGGCGGUUGCUUUCUGAGUAAUUUAUCAAGAAAGAUCGUAAACAUAUCGGCGCUGUGCCGAUCGCCUCAACGGUCGAAAAAAUCGAAGGAGAGGAAUCAGGACCGCGCGGACGUGAGAACGAGUUCGCCGGUGCAAGAAAGUGCGAUAAUGUCAACGGACGUUCUAGAAGAGAGAAGCCCGAUCCUUAAACUGCGCUUCGUGACGUCCAGGAAAAAGAGACAGGUCCAGAUACCUCCUGAUAGACUCAGAUCAGAUGUCCCGUUUCCACCGUCGCACAAAAUGACAGUGGCAGAAGUCUUCGACGAACGAACAGGAUCUCCACGGCCGGAGGUCCUGAAGCAACACUUUAUCCUCGAAGGUAGGAUCGACGAGGCCGCGGCUCUUCGUAUAAUUAACGAUGGAGCCGCCCUUCUACGCUCGGAGAAGACUAUGAUAGACAUCGAGGCUCCGGUCACCGUAUGCGGCGACAUUCACGGACAGUUCUACGACCUGAUGAAAUUAUUCGAGGUGGGCGGUCCACCCUCCUCGACAAAGUAUCUCUUCCUCGGCGACUAUGUUGACAGGGGUUAUUUCAGUAUCGAGUGCGUAUUGUACCUGUGGGCGCUGAAACUGUGCCAUCCCACAACACUUUUUCUCCUCAGAGGUAACCACGAGUGCCGUCAUCUCACGGAAUACUUCACAUUUAAGCAGGAAUGUAAAAUAAAAUACUCCGAGAGGGUGUACGACGCGUGCAUGGAUGCCUUCGACUGUUUGCCGCUCGCCGCCCUCAUGAACCAACAGUUCCUUUGCGUACACGGCGGCCUGUCGCCGGAAAUUCACAAUUUAGAAGACAUUCGCAAACUGGACAGGUUCAAAGAGCCGCCGGCGUUCGGACCGAUGUGCGAUCUCCUCUGGUCGGAUCCUCUCGAGGACUUCGGCAACGAGAAGAACGCGGAGCAUUUCUCCCACAAUAGCGUCAGGGGUUGUUCAUACUUUUACAGUUACGCGGCGUGUUGCGACUUUCUGCAAAACAACAAUUUGCUCAGCAUCAUAAGGGCGCACGAGGCUCAGGACGCCGGAUAUCGCAUGUACCGAAAGUCCCAGACGACGGGCUUCCCGUCGCUUAUCACCAUCUUCAGCGCGCCCAACUAUCUCGACGUGUACAACAACAAGGCGGCGGUUUUAAAGUACGAGAACAACGUGAUGAAUAUCAGGCAGUUCAAUUGCUCGCCACACCCGUACUGGUUGCCCAAUUUCAUGGACGUUUUCACAUGGUCCCUACCGUUUGUCGGCGAGAAAGUCACAGAAAUGUUGGUGAACGUGCUGAACAUUUGCUCGGACGACGAGCUGAUGAGCGACGGCGAUGAAGGUCUCGAGGAAGAUGUCGCAGCCAAAGUCGUUGUCAAAAAAAAGAAUGGUGCAGCAGCCAAUCUACGUAAGGAAGUGAUCAGAAACAAGAUUAGAGCCAUCGGCAAGAUGGCACGGGUGUUCUCCGUCCUGAGAGAGGAGAGCGAGAGCGUGCUGCAGUUGAAGGGCUUGACGCCGACUGGAGCUUUACCGCUCGGUGCAUUAUCUGGUGGCAAAACCUCUCUGAAAAACGCUCUCCAAGGCUUCUCGCCGAAUCACAAAAUCACCUCGUUCGCCGAGGCCAAGGGCUUGGACGCCAUAAACGAAAGAAUGCCACCGAGGAAAGACGCACCGCCCACGCCGGUGAACGAGGAGAAAGCCGUGACAAAGCCGCCGCCUCCUGCGGGAGACAAGCGGGACCACAACAUACCGCAACCGCAGUCGUGAGCCCCACACUCGUCCAAUCAAGAUGGCGGAUGGAUGGACGGGUCAUAAGAUCCCGGCGCUAUCGCCGCCACCACCGAACAUUUGCAAACCAUUGCUCGUCUCUCCCCCCUGCCCCCCUCCGGCUGUUACAACCAGUGCGCCGUUUAUCGAGGAGUCAGGAGAAACCAUCGCCGUCGCAAGAGGAAGAUCAGAGGAACGGACGGACAGACGGUCGCGAAGCGAAAGCGAUUUUUUCGUCGAUGCGAUUUUCAACGAGCAUCGUCAUCGGUCCCGGUGCGCGCAUAGCGGAAGAAAGCAGCAGCAGUCAAGGAAAAGAGGGCCGCGUGAAACAUCGAGAGACGUCCAGCCGGACGUUUCGUAGCCUCCUCUUCUUCGAGGAAUUUGCCUCCGUAUCUCUUUUUCGCGCACACUGCGCCCGCGAAUGGAGAACGAAAACGUUUAGCCUCCUUUCUGCGAUGAGCCGCGCGCGUGCGACGUUCUCCGAUCUCUCGCCGUUCGCGCAAUUAUUCCUUGCUCUCUUUUCUCUCUAUCUUGCUCUCUCGCGCUCUCUCCUUACCCCUCGCUCACUCCGACUCUCGCAAUUCCUCGCUUUUCUCCUCUUCCCAGCAUUCAUGAACGUGUACACCACGUAUUUCUCGCGGAUUAAUCGACCCAUGUACAUACGCACGCGCGCGUGUACGAACGUAUCAACGACAAGCGGAACGUAGAGAGCGAUAUAUCUUGUAGGUAGAUUCGUUUACACGUCGAGCGAAUCGGAUGUUCAUGUACGGGGAAGGACGACUUCCCCCCCCCCCCCCCGGCGUCUCCGCCGGGCACCAUUUCUCUCGUGUCUUUUCUUCUUUCUCCGGCACGAAAAAAGCGAGGAGAGAACGAAACGAACGGCUCGCGCGCGGUUACGUCUAUCUAAUGAGAGGAAUCGCAUAGACAGUGUGAAAGAGAGAGAAUGAGAGGGAGAGAAAGAGAAAGAGAGAACGGACGAGCGGUCUCCGCCAAAGAAACAAAGAAGGCAGCUGGCCUGUCGUCACGGCGGAGCUUCCGGUUUUAGGAUUUUACUAGGUUCUUAAGAUGUGUCCGCCCUGGAUGACGCGUAAGGGCAUCCCCCGCGCCACGGGGUGGGGUUACUUAAAUCUUAAGUCGAGCUAAGCUUAGGGCUAAGUCGUAAAUUAUAUAUAUAUAUAUAUAUACAUAUAUAUAUAUAUAUAUAUAUAUAUAUAUAUAUA
This is a messenger RNA of Temnothorax curvispinosus, 3995 nucleotides long. Its product is annotated as serine/threonine-protein phosphatase 2B catalytic subunit 2-like. Gene Ontology annotation, biological process: calcineurin-mediated signaling. The transcript is spliced from 15 exons. The record is from RefSeq and is a predicted model, not a curated record. Gene Ontology annotation, cellular component: cytoplasm; calcineurin complex. Lineage: Eukaryota; Metazoa; Arthropoda; Insecta; Hymenoptera; Formicidae. Gene Ontology annotation, molecular function: calmodulin binding; calmodulin-dependent protein phosphatase activity. The coding region runs from base 16 to 2775 and encodes 919 amino acids.